Pygocentrus nattereri (red-bellied piranha) is the source of this 2271-nucleotide messenger RNA. It is a transcript of the gene esm1, whose product is annotated as endothelial cell-specific molecule 1. Bases 101 to 652 code for a protein of 183 amino acids. Gene Ontology annotation, cellular component: extracellular region. NCBI's taxonomy places the organism in Eukaryota, Metazoa, Chordata, Actinopteri, Characiformes, Serrasalmidae. The record is from RefSeq and is a predicted model, not a curated record. The transcript has 3 exons.
GAAACUGACGCGGCCACGUGUAAAAAACACCCCGCGUGCUUAAAACCGCUCCACCGCCCUCACUCAGCGCCUUCACCCGUCCAUCCCUCUAUUCUCCAUCAUGAUGCACGUGCUUCUCUCCGCCGUGUUGGUCGCGCUCGUGCCGCGGGGUCUCGCGUGGAGCGCGAGCGCCAAGUACGCCACGAGCUGCCCGGAGCGCUGCCGUGCGGAUCUUUGCGGGACCACGGUGGCGCGCUGCGCGUUCACGGUGCUGGAUGACUGCGGCUGCUGCAGGGUGUGCGCGGCGCGACGCGGGGAGGCGUGUUACCGCACCGUGUCCGGCAUGCACGGCGUGAAGUGCGGACCAGGACUGUACUGCCACUUCUACAAGGAUGAAGACGAGUAUGGAGAGGAGUACGGAGUGUGCAGAGACUGCACAUACGGCACGUACGGCAUUGAGUGUCGGAAAACCUGCAACUGUAAAGGUGGAGGGCUGUGUGACAGAGAGACUGGAGCGUGCCUCAGCUUUAAAUUCUUCACAAAAUUGACCAACAAGCUCAAGGCACAUGAAGGUAAUGAGGUGGCAUCAGGAGAUGGAGACAGCAGCAACAGCAGCAGCACUGACGCUGGACACACGGAACGGCCACCUGCUCCAAAACUCGCACCCCGCUGACCAUAACCCCAUUUACUCUUGGCCUAAUCAGUCUACAUGUAGCAUAGUAAAUUAAAGACAGAAAAGGGAUAUAUUUUAAUAUGUUUAAAAAGGUAUAAAUAUUAUAUCAUUGUUUUUUGUACAAUAUUUGAUACGUUGUUAAUACCAUGUCAGACUAUGCCAAAGCAUUUUGUGUAUCUAUGCUUAAACAUACAGAGGGGUUCAAAGUCUGAGUCUGCACUAUUUCUAUCUCAUUAUUCCAGUUUAAAGGGGAAUUCUAUUGACUCCAAAAUGUUCAGUCACUGAGUUUUAAACAAAAUAAUUCUAGUGGUUUGAUGCAAAAUACACAGCCCUACUGGUGACAUCCUGUAUGAAUAAGAAUGCAUGGGCACGACUUAAGGCAUGGGAAGUAAAGCAAGAUCAUUAAACCAUGUCCAUGACUUUGUAAGGCAUGGGAACUAAAGUGUAUCCACAACUUCGUAAGGCGUAGGAUUAAGAUCCUAAUGUGUGGCCACAACUAAGUAAGACAUAAUCUUGUUCCCAUGGCUUACUAAGUCGUGGGCACACGUUAGGAUCAUUAGAAUGGUUAAAUAGCAGGAAAUUUGAAAAAUACUGGUUACUGUUUUGGUUUACAAUGCCCUGCAUGCAUCUCUCCACUAUGAAUGGAUUUUGAAAUAUAAGUUUUACUUUAUCUCAAAACUAUCAUAGCAGUGUUUCAGGCAUCAGGUGGUGUAUCUGGUUCCUAUCACCACCACUGUGAAUGAUUCAGUCACAGUAAGUUUCUCUAGAAUGGAGCACUUCACACAAAACCACUCUGAAUGGCUCUGUUUACAUCUGAAUAAUUAAAUUAUACAGAGAUUUAUUAAAAUUAAAAAACAAAACAAUGGAAAUCCCCUUUAAACAAUGUUGUGAUCUUUACCAUGUUAAGGCCAUAAUCCAUUGAAGCUUGUGUUCAAUCAACACAGAUUUGAUCUGCUGCCAUUAAAGCAAAAGGGGAACCAAGUACUUAAUAAAUUCAUAAAUUCUUGUUAAAAUGAGGAAGAAAAGAAUGAAAACUAGAAUCAUUUUCAACAGACGUUUGGAUCCUGCUGUAUGUUUACAUGCAAACUGUGUUAAAGGUUUGGUUACAAGUUUGGAAAAAAUCCACUGUAGAUGUCACCAGGUGUCACAAGGUGUCAUUUUUAUUUUAUUAUUAUUAUUUUUUUAUAGGCACAUGCGAACGCACGCAUACAAUGAAUGUAAAUGUAUUAUAUUAUUUAUAUAAUCAAAUAUUCAUAAUUAUGUGAAGCCACACACUUACUAAUUUGAAUCAUAGUCUGCUGAUGUACCUUUCUUUGAAUCAUUGCAUCAGCCAGUCCACUUUAGUUUGGUUACUGGAUGUGAUGUAAUUUGUCCUGAAGGCAUUUUCAGGUUGAAGAGAUGAAGAAACGAACUAAGGGCCUGUAUGUCGGUGUGUGUUUUCUCUUCCUCCAUGCAAAGUUCUGUAUCUGCUCUAAUCUGUGUGGAAUUACACUUCUGGAUCCUCAUUUAAAUCCUUUGAUAUUUUGUGACAUCUGUAAAGAUACUGUAUGUUGCUAUCCUGGUCUGAUGCAGUGUGCACGGGCUUCAGUAAUCAAUUAAAUUGAACAUGAGAAAAAAAA